UCUUCAUCUUCUUCUUCCUGCCCUGAGUGGAAGGAAGCUACCCGGAGGCAGGGGGCUGGACCCGAUGACCCCGGGGGUCGGGGAGAGGGCGCGUUAUGACGAUGAUAAUCACACUAACGUUGGCAUUUGUUAAGCGCUGACUCCGUGCAGAGCACCGUUCCAAGCGCUGGGGGAGAUCCAGGGUCAUCAGGUGGUCCCACCUACCUCCGAGAGAGCAGUGAGACACCUUCUGCCCUGCGAGGCCUCAAGGCCAGGACACCUCCCGGCGAGCCGCCUGCCGUCCGGAGCCGGAGCCACUCGCAGACAUGUUUCUGUCCCGCCUGGCUUGCCGGCUGGCGAAGGCCACCCCCUUUGCAGGCCGCACCCUGGCCAGGCCCAGUCCCGUCGCCGUAGUGAUCCCCGGGACCCGGGCCCACUCCAGCCGCCCGGCGGACGGCCAGAGCCGGUUGGCCCCGCAGCUCCCGUCCGCGGCGGGCCUGGAGGACGUGCUGGUGCCCCGGAAGCUGGCCAUCAGCCCCCUGGAGAGCUGGCUCACCGCCCACUACAUCCUCCCCCGGGCCACACCGGCCUCCGGCCCCGCGCCGACGCUGGGUGACCAGGCGGGUGGGCCCGGCCGCUUCUACGACUGCCCGCCGGGUGAGGCGGGAGCCUGCGGAGAGCCGGUGCCAGAGGGCGACGCGGGGGCCCGGGCCAUCCUCUGCAAGAACGUGCUGAAGAUCCGCCGGCGGAAGAUGAACCACCACCAGUACCGGAAGCUCAUCAAGCGGACGCGGUUUGUGCGGAGGAAGGUCCUGGAAGGCCGCAGGCGGCGGAAGCAGAUCCGUUUUGAGAAGGACCUGGAGCGCAUCUGGAAGAAAGCCGGCUUGAAAGAGGCGCCGGAGGGCUGGCACACCCCCAAAGUCUACGUGAAGGGCCAGUGAAGUCACCCCUCAACUCCCACCCAGGUGUUUGAAUAAACGUUAUCCCCCCAACUUCCA
Ornithorhynchus anatinus (platypus) is the source of this 977-nucleotide messenger RNA. It is a transcript of the gene AURKAIP1, whose product is annotated as aurora kinase A interacting protein 1. The record is from RefSeq and is a predicted model, not a curated record. Gene Ontology annotation, cellular component: mitochondrion. Lineage: Eukaryota; Metazoa; Chordata; Mammalia; Monotremata; Ornithorhynchidae. Gene Ontology annotation, biological process: mRNA processing. The transcript has 5 exons. The coding region runs from base 306 to 920 and encodes 204 amino acids.